CAAAGUCAAAGCUCGAAGGGAAGAGAGAAGAGAAGGGAGGGAGAGGGUAGAGAAAAAAGUAUGGGGUGUUUCCCUUGCUUCGAUGGAGGAAACAAAGAAGAGCGAGAGGAGCAAGACCGAUUGGCCUCUGCCGAAGCUCGUGCCAAAGCCGCCGAGGCUGCUCAGAAAAGGCAAGAGCAGUUUGAACAGUCAGCUGCAGGAAGAGCUGCGCGUGCACAGAUACAAGCGGCUGCAAAGCAAUCUGCAAAUUCUAAUAAAGGCGAACCUGUUUUAAAGUGGCAGGUGGGUUGAAGUCUUGCUUAGUCUCUGUUCAGCCUAAACUGAUCAUGUAUAAAUUGGAAUAUACUCAGAUUGUAGUUUCCACAUUGCUGGUUCCUCUUGUUCUGAAGCAAGUGAUGUACUACAAAUGCAACAAUAAUCAAAUUCCUUUUUUUUUCUUUCGAGUGUAAUGUAUGAGAAAUCCAAGAUGAAGUCGAAACUGUAGUAUGAUGUUUUUCUUCUUUCUGUACAGCCUCAGCCUUUUUUUGAUUUCCUGUACAAACCCCCCACCCCGCUCCUCUCUAACUUCUCUGCAGGUAGUGUUUUAUAUGCCUAGUUUUUUCUGAUUUCAUGGCUGUUAUUAAUAUAGUAGAAAAAGUGUGCAUGUUGGUUAAA
Messenger RNA from Theobroma umbraticum, 654 nucleotides. RefSeq lists its product as uncharacterized. The record is from RefSeq and is a predicted model, not a curated record. Lineage: Eukaryota; Viridiplantae; Streptophyta; Magnoliopsida; Malvales; Malvaceae.